This is a messenger RNA of Colletotrichum paranaense, 1728 nucleotides long. RefSeq lists its product as uncharacterized. Lineage: Eukaryota; Fungi; Ascomycota; Sordariomycetes; Glomerellales; Glomerellaceae. Gene Ontology annotation, molecular function: catalytic activity. The transcript has 6 exons. The record is from RefSeq and is a predicted model, not a curated record. Bases 1 to 1728 code for a protein of 575 amino acids.
AUGGGUUCGAUGGGAGAAUAUUCUGUGCCACAGGAGGCGGAGGCGGUGUUCCAACACGGCAUUCUGAACAAUCCCUUGAUGAAGGACCUUCCCGGUGACCUCAAAUCUCUCAGUCAACAUGUCAAGUUUGAGGGUUCAAGCAAGCCAAGCGUUCCGAUCAAUUGGCGAUUUGCCGAAAGCAUCUCGGCUUUGAAAGCAUUGGAGGCAACCAUGCUCAACCGGCUAAUUCUCAAGAAGUACAACAAGGAGCCAACGGAUGUCACCAUUAACACUGACCAUGCAAGCUUGUUCUACUUUUCGCCUCUCAUUGCCCAGCUCAUCGGUAAGGAUGGCAAGUUUACGCCCAUGGCGCUUAUGAACUUUGUGCCCGAGGCCAUGAAGAUGUUCCCAGAAACGGAUAAGCACAGGACCGCCGCCAGCUUGCAUCGAGCUUUGGUGACAAACAUUCAUAAGACAAAGGAUGGACGGUAUUAUCAGCUUCACGGCGGCAUAAACCCCGACCCCAUCCUCAAAGCUCUGGGCUUGCCUGAAAAUGGCCCAGCGGAUGACACUUACGAAUCGGUCUUCGAGAGAACCCAAAAUGUCAUCGCCGAGAUGGACUCCAAAGACCUGGACGCUUUACUCAACGACAAAGCGCAACAGUCUGGCACAAUCGCUUGGUCGUCUGACGAAUACUUUGCAAGCGAGCACGGCAAAGCAAACAGCAACGUCGGACUCUACGAGAUCGCAAAAGUCCAAGGCUCCACACAGCCCGCAUCUUGGUGGUCCGAAAACUCGAGCCUACCCUCGUCGGCCAAGAGACCCCUCGCCGGCCUCAAAAUCGUGGAUCUGACCCGAAUUAUCGCUGCCCCGGUCAUAUCGCGCGAUCUGGCGGAGAUGGGCGCGAGCGUCAUGCGCGUCACCUCAGAUAAGAUCACGGACAUGUCUUCUCUGCACCAGGAUCUCAACUGGGGCAAGUGGAAUUGCCACUUGGAUCUCACCAAGGACGAAGACAAGGAGAAGAUGAGGGCGUUGAUCAGGGAUGCUGAUGUCGUUGUUGAUGGGUACCGCCCUGGCGCCAUGGAGAAGCACGGUUUUGGUCGCAAGGAGAUUUUGGAGCUGGUGAAGGAUCGCCAGCGAGGAAUCAUUCACGUCCGUGAGGAUUGUUACGGAUGGCAUGGACCCUGGCAGGGACGUGGUGGAUGGCAGCAAAUUAGUGACGCCUGCUGUGGUGUCUCGUUAGAGUAUGGAAAGGCAAUGGGUCUCGAUGAGGCGGUUACUCCGGUGUUCCCGAACUCAGACUACUGUGCUGGAGUCUGCGGAAGCACUGCUGUUCUUGAUGCUCUCAUGAAGCGCGCCGAAGACGGAGGAAGCUAUGGCGUCGACGUCGCCCUCAACUACUAUUCCCAAUGGCUCGUCCGUUCAUGCGGGACAUAUCCUGAACCUAUCUGGAGAGAAGUCUGGGAGCGUCAUGGAUCACCCGUAUUCCGGCACUUCCACACAAUGGCCCACAAUGUCCCGGUCAUGUCCAAGCUGCUUCAGGAGUACGACGCGCAGGUUCUCUUCAACCCUCAAUUCUUUGAGAUGCGAGUGUCAAAAGCGGUUGAUGGAACUUUCUGGGUUGUCAAGCCUGUUCUGCAGUAUGGCAACAACGCGGUUGAAAUGAGGUACAAUGUAGGCACGAGAGGUAAUGGUGUUGACCAGCCUGUCUGGCCCGAGGAUUUGUCUACGGAAGUGGUUGGAAAGUAA